Cotesia congregata is the source of this 360-nucleotide messenger RNA. The record is from the annotation of a GenBank genome assembly. NCBI's taxonomy places the organism in Eukaryota, Metazoa, Arthropoda, Insecta, Hymenoptera, Braconidae.
AUGUCAGACGACAAUUCACCAGUUGUUGAGGAGCAGAAGAAAAAGCGCGGCCGUCCCCCAAAGAAUGCCGACUCUAAAAAUGCCGUAAAGGAGCCCAAAAAGCGAGGACGCAGUGCUGCAACGGAAAAAAUUAACGCAUCUCGUCCACCAAAAUCCGAUAAUGAAGAUGAUGCCCCACCUGGACCAGUCAAAAGAGGUAGAGGUAGACCCAAAGGAUCUCAUAAAAAAAAGAAUCCAGCAAAGACCACCGCUCCAUCACCUGGCCGUGGCCGUGGCAAACCCAAGAAAAUAGAAGAAAAACCAGAGAGUACCGGUGAAGAAGAAGAAAUGGAAGAAGAAGACGAUGAAGAGGAAAACUGA